CAUCUCCUCCUCCACCAGUCAGCUCCUUCCCUCACUUCUUCCCCUCGCUCCGUCUCACUGAGGGAAAAUGGAGCAUCUGAGCAAGACCAUGUCCUCUUUAGGGUUUUUUCUGCUGCUGGUUUUUGGAUGGACGCAUAGCCAGAUGACUAACAAUACCAGGCCGGUGUUCAAAUGCGGAGGGAAUCUGGAUGGAGACUCGGGCUUCGUGGCCAGUGAGGACUUUCCUUCAUACUACAAACCAAACAGCAAGUGCACUUGGUACAUCACUGUCCCAGAAGGCAAUGUGGUCAUGCUCUCCUUCAGGAUUUUUGACCUCGAGGCUGACACUCUGUGCCGAUACGAUUUUGUGGACGUAUAUAACGGUCACUCGAACGUGGCGCAGAAAUUGGGUCGCUUUUGCGGGACGUUUCGGCCCGGCACGCUCAUCUCCACAUCCAGCACUAUGAUGUUACAAAUGGAGUCAGACUCAGCAACCGGAGGGCGUGGCUUCCUCGCCCACUUUAGUGCAGCAAAACCACACCUGAAUGAGCAACAGUUCUGUGGUGGAAAGAUGACAAAACCACAUGGCACCAUCCAUACGCCCAACUGGCCCGAGAAAAAUUACCCACCGGGCAUCAGUUGCUCGUGGUUGAUCACCGUGGAUCCAGACAAGGUGAUUGAGGUGAAGUUCGAUAAGUUCGAUGUGGAGCGUGACACGUACUGCCGCUUCGAUUACGUGGCAUUUUAUAACGGAGUAGAGAGGGAUGACUCGAGACGCAUCGGAAAAUACUGCGGUGACAAGGCACCUGAGCCCAUCGUGACCAACAGUAAUGUUCUCCUGGUCCAGUUCGUCUCAGACCAGAGCGUCACCUCUGAUGGCUUCAUUGCCUUGUAUUCCAGUGUCCCCAGAGGGUAUUCUGUUCAGCCAGGAUCACGUGUGCACUCAUUACCCACAGUCCCACGGCUCGUCCCAGCCCCGGCCGCGACCCGCAAACCCAUCACCACGACAACUACAGAGGCACCGAUUACCACAACCACCACCGCAACUUCACGCAGACGCCCACCAGCCAAUCCCAACCAGCCAGCUAGACCUCCAAGUCGCAGACCAGAAUCAGGUCGGCCCGAUCCAGUACGUCCAGACCCGAACCCUCUGUGCCCUAAAACGUGCAAGAGAGACGGCAGCAUAAAGACGAGUUUCUGCAGCAGUGAAUUUGUGAUCACGGGGACCGUGAACGCGCUCUCUCAGGCUCCACAGGGCCGCCUAUUGGCCACCGUCUCCAUCAUUAAGGCUUAUAAAGCUGGAGGACUGACUAUCAUUCAGUCUGGAGAGACCAUGACUGUUAAACUAGUGCUCAUGUGCAAGACGUGUCCAGUCCUACGCAGAGGACAAAGCUUCAUUCUGAUGGGUCAGGUCGAUGAAGAUGGGCGUGGCAUUCUCCCUCCAGGCAGUUUCACGGCCAUGUACAAAGCGCCACACCACAAAAUCCUCACCAGUCUCAACAACCAGCCGUGCUGAUCUCCGCGGCUAAUAACAACACAGAAAAUACAGAACAGCCAAAAAAACCAAACUGACACAUGACAGUAAAACAUGAAUGAAUCCAUAGAAAUUAUUCCCUAAAGCAACACUCAGGCAAAAACACAGAAUUGUAUUUCUCGUUUUGACAAAGUUUACAAUUUUAUGUUGUUGUGUUUUCGCCUUUUAACUCUCCUGCAUACAAUUAUAAAAAAAGAAGAACUUGUAUUAAAAAAGAACAUUUGGUUUGGUAUUUUCUAAUGUACCUUUAGCUAAUUAGAGCACUAGCUAGUUAGCAUAAGCAAGCCAACAGUGAGCGGACAUUUCAUACACACUUCUGAGUCAAAACAGUACUGUAACACAGGAAGGGUUUUCAGUUAUACUUCAAAUUUGGAGCAGCUACACAUGCUAAAGCCAAAUGAUUUCAUGGCAACAUAUAAAGGAACAUUUCACCUUAUUCACUUUAUAUACUUGAAGAUGUCAUACAAUAUAUUCGUAAUUUAUGAUGUCAUCCAUUAAAGGUUUUAUAUCACA
Messenger RNA from Ictalurus punctatus (channel catfish), 2026 nucleotides. It is a transcript of the gene pcolcea, whose product is annotated as procollagen C-endopeptidase enhancer a. Gene Ontology annotation, molecular function: protein binding. The coding region runs from base 68 to 1495 and encodes 475 amino acids. Lineage: Eukaryota; Metazoa; Chordata; Actinopteri; Siluriformes; Ictaluridae. The record is from RefSeq and is a predicted model, not a curated record. The transcript is spliced from 9 exons.